AUGGGGGAUUCAUUAGAACUCGAUCUGGAAAAUUGGAUGGCACAACUGCCAACAAACCUUCAAUGUGUUCCUGUCAAUAAGCUGGCAAUACCGGGAUCACACGAUUCGGGGGCAUUUUAUCUUGACAAGACCUCGAAAAUAGCUCCUGAUGAGUCAAAGGCCAUUACAACUCUUGUAAGAAUUUUUGGUCAAUGCGCAAAGAAUAUCGUCUACAAAUGGUCAAUAACACAAACAUUGAGUCUGCACCAGCAGUUAGCGAAUGGUGUGAGGUAUUUUGAUUUGCGUGUUGCAUAUGAAGAUGCCUCUAAGGAGUACUGUUUUGUACAUGGGUUGUGCAUCGAGUUCCGCUAUUUAGCGUACGACAUUCGAUUAGACAUUCAGUUAGACAUUCGAUUAGACAUUCGGACUAAAAUGGCUCGGUAUAAGAAAUCUGUGCUAGAAGGUUAA
Molecule: messenger RNA, 447 nt
Organism: Rhopilema esculentum
Lineage: Eukaryota; Metazoa; Cnidaria; Scyphozoa; Rhizostomeae; Rhizostomatidae
Source: RefSeq, a predicted model, not a curated record